Alternaria rosae is the source of this 1607-nucleotide messenger RNA. RefSeq lists its product as uncharacterized. The record is from RefSeq and is a predicted model, not a curated record. Gene Ontology annotation, biological process: regulation of transcription by RNA polymerase II. The transcript is spliced from 3 exons. Bases 1 to 1338 code for a protein of 445 amino acids. NCBI's taxonomy places the organism in Eukaryota, Fungi, Ascomycota, Dothideomycetes, Pleosporales, Pleosporaceae. Gene Ontology annotation, molecular function: DNA-binding transcription factor activity, RNA polymerase II-specific; RNA polymerase II cis-regulatory region sequence-specific DNA binding.
AUGACUUCUGCACAUCCUGCCGAACGGCCGCUGGCUAACAUGGUCGCUGCGGUAAGUCAAGAACCAGAGUCUCCUUCCUCUUUAUACAAACCCACUCCCAUCCCUCCGCGAUUCCUCGAGCCCGCGUUGCAUGAUCCUUUCCAAGUUCACGGACAGGAGAGUGCAACUUUGAGGGCAAGAGCGUCCGAAACCUUCGCCUGCCCCCGUGCACCUGCCCAGUACUAUGGCCAUCCCCACUUUGCGGACGCACUUAGCGAGAACGCCCGUUCACUCGCCUUCCCGCGCUCAUAUUCUUUGCCCACACGCCGCCGAUCGCUUUCACCAGAGCCGAGAAUGCUGCCCGACUCGCGCCUGCCUACGACUACUCCGGACGCAGUCGAAGGCGACGAACUACGACCUUCGAGCACCACUCUGACAGAAUCACAGAACCACCACAUGCGCAGCUCGCCACCCAUUCAGCCUGGAGAGCAAAACUUUCCUGGCAAACUUCCUUCCUUUUCUGAGUUUCUCCACACUACGCGGACUACCACACCCCCGCGGACGCCUCAGCGUCGAAAUGACUCUGCUGAAAGCUCUCCCCACGUGCAACCUCAGUUUGAAGAUGUAUCUUGGUCAGACAGUAAGAGAAGGCGCGUCGACACUCUCGGCGAUAUCUACGAGCCGCCUGUGCAGGGCCGUCGGAUGAGCAAUGCCAUAGACCCUGCCCUUUCUGGCUACUCGCCCCGCAUCGCCCAGCAGCAUGCAGUGCAGCCCGUAGGAUCUGGCAUGCUUCAACGUCCAAGUCACUCAUACGCGGCACCCCAACAGCAGCCAAUGCCUGUCAACCCGCACAUGCGACAUCAGUCAUCACCAGUACCCCAAGGCCACAUGUCUUACGCGCCACCAUCUCUCCAGCAACCUAUCGGGCAGAGCCCUUUCCAGCAGCCCAUGGUUCAGCAAAGUGCCAUGUACGAGCCACGACACAGCUACUAUCACGAGCCCCAAGCUGCUGUCUACGGUGGCUACGAGCGACCGAAUGACUCCUUCUUCACUCGGCCUGGCUACCCAAGUUACGACUCACAGUAUGGCGACAUUCGCUUCCAGCAGCACGUAGGCCUUGAUCACAACGCAUUCAACAGGAAGCGCCGAGGGAACCUGCCCAAAGAAGCUACCAACUUGCUGAAAGAUUGGUUCGCCGCCAACCGAACAUCGCCUUAUCCCACGGAAGACCAGAAGAUGGAGCUCUGCAACCGGACUGGAUUGAGUCUCAAUCAGGUAUCCAACUGGUUUAUCAACGCUCGUCGUCGUGCUCCACAAAAGGAACAGCGAGAGCGUGAAGCCAAUGGCCCAGAGGCAUAGUGUCUCAUCCAAACGGGGCCCGCCCAAGAAAAGCGCGACCAACUACUAGGCGCUGGGACGCAUCGGAAUCUUCCAUUCAACCUUCAUCAUGACGAGUUUAAUCGCGCACAUCAUUCACUCCCUUCGGCUUUCGGCAUUCUGGUGGAGCCAGAAGCAUCUGGAUACUUUCGUUUCUUGGGCAGCCUGUAUCAUCGCAGCCUUCCUGCGGGCAUUUUCGGAUGUUGCGACCUUGACCAGGCGCAUGGAUGAUCUGGCAAUUUUCUUUCAGU